Messenger RNA from Pygoscelis adeliae (Adelie penguin), 2130 nucleotides. It is a transcript of the gene GABPA, whose product is annotated as GA binding protein transcription factor, alpha subunit 60kDa. Gene Ontology annotation, biological process: regulation of transcription by RNA polymerase II; cell differentiation. Gene Ontology annotation, cellular component: nucleus. The transcript is spliced from 10 exons. The record is from RefSeq and is a predicted model, not a curated record. NCBI's taxonomy places the organism in Eukaryota, Metazoa, Chordata, Aves, Sphenisciformes, Spheniscidae. The coding region runs from base 371 to 1738 and encodes 455 amino acids. Gene Ontology annotation, molecular function: sequence-specific DNA binding; DNA-binding transcription factor activity, RNA polymerase II-specific.
GUUAUUCUUCCUCUUUCCACCCGUCAUCUCCCUUUCUUGCAUCUGUGCUGAAUGGAACCAUCUUUCUUUCUCUUUCUGUAUCUGCUGUCUGUGCCUGUGCUCCCCGCUCCUACCUCCCCAGGGCAACCAGAAAUGUAGUAGAGCCUGCGAGAUGCAACUGCAAACCGCCUUUGAAGAGCGAGUGAACAGUGACUAGUCCAGCUGCCAAUUUGGAGUCCAAUCGAUAAGGACUUUAAAAUGUCUUACCUAUUCUAUACAGUUACUGUGCUGUUACAGUAUUUACUCACAGCGCAUCACUUUGCGUUUACCCAUAUUGAAUAUUUUCUGCCAGAAAUGAUUCAAGAUGCUCUGUUCUUAAGACAUUUUAGCCAUGACUAAGAGAGAGGCAGAGGAGCUGAUAGAAAUAGAAAUUGAUGGAACUGAGAAACAGGAAUGCACUGAAGAAAGCAUUGUUGAGCAAACCUACACCACAGCAGAAUUUGUGAGUCAAGCUAUUGACGUCAAUGAACCAAUUGGAAAUCUUAAGAAGUUGCUGGAACCCAGACUGCAAUGUUCCUUGGAUGCACAUGAAAUUUGCCUGCAAGAUAUCCAGCUGGACGCAGAUAGAAGCCUUUUUGACCAAGGAGUAAAAACAGAUGGAACAGUGCAACUCAGUGUGCAAGUAAUAUCUAGGCAAGGGAUAGAGCCCAAGUUAAACAUCCUUGAAAUUGUGAAGCCUGUGGAGACUGUGGAGGUAGUGAUUGAUCCAGAUGCUCAUCACACAGAGGCUGAAGCUCACCUUGUUGAGGAAGCUCAAGUGAUAACCUUGGAUGGAACAAAACAUAUUACAACAAUUUCAGAUGAAACCUCUGAACAAGUGACACGAUGGGCGGCAGCGUUGGAAGGCUACCGAAAGGAGCAGGAGCGCCUUGGAAUACCCUAUGACCCAGUGCAGUGGUCGACAGACCAGGUGCUCCACUGGGUGGUGUGGGUGAUGAAGGAGUUCAGCAUGACUGACAUUGACCUCAAUGCGCUCAGCAUUCCCGGGCGGGAGCUCUGCAGCCUCAGUCAAGAAGACUUCUUCCAGCGCGUCCCGCGGGGAGAAAUCCUCUGGAGCCAUUUGGAGCUUCUUCGAAAGUAUGUGUUGGCUAGCCAAGAACACUCUGGAGAAAUAGCAACUGUUACUAUUGAUCAGCCUGUGCAGAUUAUUCCAGCAUCUGUACAGCCUGCUACCCCAACCACCAUUAAAGUAAUAAACAGCAGUGCAAAGGCAGCUAAAGUACAGAGAGCUCCAAGGAUCUCUGGGGAAGAUAGAAGUUCCCCUGGGAACAGAACAGGAAACAAUGGCCAGAUCCAGUUGUGGCAGUUUUUAUUAGAACUUCUCACAGACAAAGAUGCUCGGGACUGUAUUUCUUGGGUUGGUGAUGAAGGAGAGUUUAAACUGAAUCAGCCUGAACUGGUUGCGCAAAAAUGGGGACAGCGCAAAAACAAACCCACAAUGAACUAUGAGAAGCUUAGUCGGGCUUUGAGGUAUUACUAUGACGGAGACAUGAUCUGCAAAGUGCAAGGCAAGAGGUUUGUGUACAAGUUUGUCUGCGACUUGAAAACUCUCAUCGGCUACAGCGCAGCAGAGUUGAAUCGGUUGGUCACGGAAUGUGAGCAGAAGAAACUAGCCAAGAUGCAGCUCCACGGGAUUGCGCAGCCAGUUACAGCAGUGGCUCUAGCUACAGCGUCCCUGCAAACAGAGAAAGAUAAUUGAGCACUAGGACCUGAAAGUGGGAGCCUGAGGCCUUUCCUAAAUAACCAGAGCAGUUGCUGCUCUGACCUUUAUCAGAAUUGGAAACUUCUUUUGUUUCUUGACCGUACAAUAUAGAGCAUGAUUUUCUAUAAAGAACUGGGACUUGCAUAAAUUUGGAUCUUUUAACAGCAUAUAUUUCAAUGUAAGUUAAGGGAUCACCACAACUUCUGCAACUUUGAGUCAGGGCCUCUGUGGUAUGCAGUCUGAAAUUGGUGAGAAGGGUUGAACUGGUCAGCGCUCUGUGUCCACAGCUGUACAAAGUAAUUUUUGCAGCGCUUUCAACAAAAAUGAAGUACCUGCAGCAAGCAGGCUGAUCGGUUGUCUGAACUCAGUCCUUCCCAGUCUUUUGGUCU